GUGUAACUAUCUUGGUUCUUAUCCAUGGGGAUAUCCAGUUGUUGUUAUUCAUCCCAACGUCAGAUGUGGUAAAAAGAUCAAACGAGUUUGCAGAAAAUUCUAGUGACUCUAGUUCUCAUGGAAAUGUUCAUUGUUCCAUUCCCUUUUCCCAUCUUAGAUCGGAUAUCACCCACCCUCUAGUAGUGUGCAGAAAUCUACUCGUAUCCCGUCUUUGCCCCUUCAUUUGACUCCAUAUCCUUUCAUCCUAAGGCGAGCGUUCAAACCGUCGAACUCUAGAAGCCAAGCAGAAUGCUAGUUGUUCUCCCAAAUCUACCUGGUAUAACUAAUCCGUCGUUUAUGAUAUACAAGGGGAGUCCCUCACGGCACCACCGAGAUUUGUCCAUUUCAGCCUAUCUCUGCACUUUCGUUCUCACAUACCUUGUUUCUCAUGCAAGAUGAUGCACUCGUCUCCAUCCAUUCCCACUCUAACCUCAAAAAUCGCCCGACCGACCACCGUCUCCAUGUCGACUCGCGCUUACUUUCUUACUGACUUGCUAAAAACCCUAGCAAUCACUGGUGCUUCGUAAGAAAUCAUGUCUACCAACUACCGCAGCCCAGAAGUAAGAUCAGUAUUUUUGCACUGUUACGUAAAUGAAGUCGCUGAGUAUUUUGGAAAUAUUCGCCGCCUGUUUUGGAACUAAAGAUCUUUUGAGUUUUGCCAAGAUCCAUUAAUUCUGCCAUCCAUGGGUCAAGUAUUUGGAACACGGCAAACGCUCAUAUAUUUUUAUUGUUUCUCAUCUUUAUAUAUCUGGAGAUUUUCCCCUCCUUUUUUGACUUUCCUCCAGAUUUCGGUAUUCACUCAUUAUCUCAAUUAGCCCGAAUUCGGUUUGAUAGCCAUUGAAACAUUCAAACAUACUUACGAUAGACUACAAAAAGUUCACCAUGGCGGACUAUAAGAGCACUUCAUCUGGUGGAGUGUUGGAACAGAACUCCAACCAAGGAGAUUUACAUAGAAGAAACGUUGUCGGUAUGGAGGAAGGUCCUGAUGCUGAUGCACAACUCGCUGCUCAAUUUGGAUACAAACCUGUAUUCAAGAGAGAAUUCGGAUACCUCUCAACUUUCUCCUUCGCCGUCUCUAUCAGUGGAUUGUUUGCUACUACCAUGACCACUUUCUCCUACCCAAUUAUGUCUGGCGGAUCUGCCGCAGCUGUAUGGUGUUGGGCAAUUUCUGGUGCUGGCUGCAUGUGUAUCGCUCUUUCUGUCGCUGAGCUAGUCUCUGCAUAUCCUACCUCCGGCGGUCUAUACUUUGCAAUUUCACGACUGACGCCAACCGAAUGGGUACCAUCUAUUAGUUGGGUUACCGGUUGGCUGAAUCUUCUUGGACAGGUUGCUGGUGUCGCCUCCUCUCAAUACGGUGCAUCUCAGAUGCUGUUAGCGGCCGUCUCCAUUGGAAAAGAUUUUGACUAUACGAUUAACGCAAAUACAACAGUGGGUGUAAUGGCAGGUUUGAUGGUUCUUACUGGAUUGGUCAAUUCAUUGUCUACCUAUUGGAUGGAAAAGAUGACAAAGAGCUACGUUAUCUUCCACGUUCUCGUUUUGGUAUCGUGCUGUAUCGCUCUUCUGGUCAAAACCCCGAACAAACAUGAUGCCACCUAUGUCUUUACCAACGUUGAUUCAACCUCCGGUUGGACCCCUGUCGGAUGGAGUUUUCUCUUCGGGUUUCUCUCCGUUUCCUGGACCAUGACCGAUUACGAUGCUACCGCUCAUAUCACGGAAGAAAUUUCCGAACCAGAGAAGAAAGCGCCUUGGGCUAUCUCUAUGGCUAUGCUCUUCACUUAUGUCGCUGGAUUCCUUUUCAACAUUGUACUUUGUUUCUGCAUGGGUGACCCUGCCGAAAUCCUUGGCACAAGUAUUGGCCAGCCCGUCGCUCAACUUUUCUACAACAGUCUAGGAAAGGCAGGUGGUAUCUUCUACACCGUCUGCGGAUUCAUCAUUCUCGAAUUUGUUUGCUUUACUGCUAUGCAAUCAUUGGCCCGAACUGUUUUUGCUUUCUCCCGUGAUAAGCUUGUGCCAUUCUCCAAAGUGUGGACACAAAUCUUACCUAUGACUGGAACGCCCAUUGCAGCUGUCUGGAUUUCUGUCGCCCUCUGCAUUGCCAUCAACCUUAUCGGUCUUGGAUCCUACACUGCCAUCUCUGGAGUCUUCAAUGUUUGCGCCAUUGCUUUAGAUUGGAGCUACUGUAUUCCAAUUGCGUGCAAACUUGGCUUUGGCAAAUUCGAGCCAGGUCCAUGGCAUAUGGGUAAAUUCAGUACUGCCGUAAAUGCAUGGGCCUGCAUCUGGACUGUAUUUGUCAGUAUCAUCUUCAUUCUCCCGACCGAACGACCAGUGACUGCCCUCAACAUGAACUACGCGAUCGCCUUCCUAGGAUUGAUCCUAGGCUUCUCUACCAUCUAUUGGUAUAUUUCUGGCAAGAAGUUCUACACCGGUCCUGUCAUCGAGGCCGCCGACGAAGACUCCCUACGAAAUUCGUUGGACCGCGACUCGAGACAGGAGAAGGAGGAGAACCAGAACAAGUUAUAAACCUGAGGUUUGGGUUGUGACUAUAUUUCUAGAGAUCAUGAUUGAUGAUUUGAUGCGAUUCCGAUGCGACGUCUCUGCCAUUGCGACUUUUUUGAUCGAGGGGAGAGGGGAGAUAACAAAAGAGCCAUUGCGACUUGUCAUGUUGAUGUGCGGUACAGGAGGAUUUUUUUUACUGAGAUACCAUUCCAUUUCCCAUUGCGACACACACCUAUUGCGCCUUCUAAAAGCUAUUGCGCCUUUAAAAGAACUAAAAUAUAAAUACAAGAAAAAACAUUUACAAAACAACCCCAAGCGCACCGAAGCUCCGUUUACGCCAGGAAAGAUCUAUUUUGACCUGCCAUGAGAGAUAUUGUCAUUGACGUAAGGUCACGUGAAGAUAAAGAACUGCCAAUGUUGAUAACGUUAGCCGAGGUCUGAUUUUUUGCCCCUUCAUCGAUGAGAACGAAGCCGAUUUGCAGAAUUCUCUGAACAGCGGUCGCUACUGUCAACUUGCCCCAUAGUUGCUUUGCCAUUGUCUAUUUUGUAUCAAUUGCGCCUUGGUCAAAAGCAAUACAAAUACCAUUCCACUCGAAAUCAACAAUUCUUGAAGAGAAAAGUUCAAAUGAACAACAAUUUUUCCUCAGCAAGAACAUUGUUCCGAAAAUAAACUGGGGAUUUUAAGGGUCAAUUGAUUAAAGAUUUCCGCUCGUAACCCCACUUCUGUCGGAAUGGAGAGAUUGAGUCAAGGUGUGGGUUUGGUUGUGAUAUUAUGAGUCCGUUUUUGAUUGGGAUGUGAGGGUGGAUUUGCAUGUGUGCUGGGAAUUACAGAGUAGGCAUGGUGUAGUGGGAAAGAGUAGUGGAUGGGAAGUGGAGAAAGAGGUACGACUUAUGUGCAUUAAGUUUUGGGGAAGAGAUUGAAUUUGGUGCGGGCAAUGAAUGUACAGGCUGUGAAUGACGGGGAUCUAGGGACAGCAUUGUAGGUAGGUAAAGAUGAUGGCAAAUUGCUAUUUACGUUGAUGACGGAUGCGGUUACUGGCUGGCAGGCACACCGAGUAGUCUGGCAAAUUGGGGGAAGAGAAAGAAAUUAGGAGGGAAGGAACAAGAAGCAGGAGAAGAAAAGGGUGGGAGAUGAAUUUGUUUAGAUGAAUGAUGGGUUUUGACAGGAGCAUGGUGGUGACAAUGAAUACAACUUUUCUGCAUCAAAGAUCGUCUGCACGUUCAAGGAUAUAUCUCAGACCACGAGUUUUUGUUUAGGAAAAGCUAUUUAUUGACGCUUCAAAAUCCCUCGGUUGAGAAGCCUUGUGCCCAUGCUUAGCAAAAUCUUGUAGCAGGUGCCUCGAUCCUCUACACUGUAUACACGUACAGCGAGUCUAUCAUUGCCAUGCAACUUGCCACUAGGGGAUACGCCGCUCACCGGCAGACAUAUUUUAGAAUUACUUUUUCGACAGUUGAAACCCCACUAUUAAAAUUUGCAGAGGCUCUAAGUUGAAAAGCGUUAAGGCGAGAAUCUUAGCCCACUUGAUGGUUUAUGCAAACCGUGAUACAUAUCAGAUUAUUUGAUGAACGCACAGUAUCGGAUAUUGAAGGCAUAGGUUUAUACA
Botrytis cinerea B05.10 is the source of this 4139-nucleotide messenger RNA. RefSeq lists its product as hypothetical. Gene Ontology annotation, cellular component: membrane. NCBI's taxonomy places the organism in Eukaryota, Fungi, Ascomycota, Leotiomycetes, Helotiales, Sclerotiniaceae. The record is from RefSeq and is a predicted model, not a curated record. The transcript is spliced from 4 exons. Gene Ontology annotation, biological process: transmembrane transport. The coding region runs from base 922 to 2559 and encodes 545 amino acids. Gene Ontology annotation, molecular function: transmembrane transporter activity.